AUGAUAGAUGGAACAUGUUUCUCCAAUUUAUGUUUUAGGUAUGGAGAUAUUGAUGUACCAGCUUUUUGUUCAAUCAUUACCAACAACACUAACGUGGAGUUGAAGAACCUCUUGCAAGCCAUUGCAAGUCUCUUAGCCUUUGUCAUUGGUUACAAAGCAUUGAGAAGAAGAGUCUUCUUCAAUACCAAAACUCAAGGCAAACGAGCUCCUGAACCACAAGGUGCUUGGCCAUUGAUAGGUCACCUUCAUCUUCUUGGUGGGCAAAUCCCAGUUUGCAGAACUCUUGCAGCCAUGGCUGACAAACAUGGUUUAGUCUUUAACAUUCGGAAGCUGCUAAAGAAGUAUACACCACAAAUGACCAGGAGAAUCGAGCUUCUCAAGAAUGUAAGAGCUUCAGAAGUUGACACUUGCAUUAAGGACUUGUACAGGCUUUGUUCCAAAAAUGGCAAAGCUUGUUCAACUUCUACCGCGGAUAUGAGCAAGUGGGUUUCAUGUGUGGCUAAGAACAUGAUCAUCGGGAUGAUAGCAGGGAAACGAUACAGUACUCUCGAGGAGGACGAGGAAUCUGAGAGAGUAUUUGAAAGGGUAUGUGAAGAGCAGAACGCUAAGAAGCUUGAUUAUUUCACGAGUACUUGGCCUGAAGAACAUGUUCGGAAUAGGAAAGAUGGUAAGGUGGUAGAAGAGCGUGACUUCAUGGAUGUUAUGCUUUCCUUGUUAGCUGAUGAUUAUUAA
Molecule: messenger RNA, 732 nt
Organism: Ziziphus jujuba (common jujube)
Lineage: Eukaryota; Viridiplantae; Streptophyta; Magnoliopsida; Rosales; Rhamnaceae
Product: protopine 6-monooxygenase-like
Exons: 4
Coding region: 1-732 (243 amino acids)
Biological process (GO): defense response to other organism
Molecular function (GO): oxidoreductase activity, acting on paired donors, with incorporation or reduction of molecular oxygen; heme binding; iron ion binding
Source: RefSeq, a predicted model, not a curated record